AGCACUCCACGGAUCUAGUAUACUACUCGGGCGUACGCAUCUGCCUACCUUGAAGAAGACAACAACAACAGCCUAGAGCAUCUUACCGUAUACGGUGGUGUGGUUGACUGUGAUCGAAUUUCAGAUGGAAGAUACUCCUGCUAAAGGCAAGAAGCGCCCGCCCUCCGCCGCCGAGGCGGCGGCCCGGAGCGCCAUGCUUCUCCUGGCCGCCGUCGUGUUCGUCGGGUGGCUCGUGGUGUGGGCGGUGUUCCCAACCAGGACUUACAGCUCGACAUGGGCGCCCAAGCUUGCCACGCUCACCGGCUUCGGGAAACAAGCGAUUAGGAUGAUGCUAUUCGUGUUCCCCGUAUUGCUCGUCUACGUUGUUGCGUGCGUUUACCUGCAUUUGCACGAGGACGGUGACCCUGACGCCCCGAGCCGGACCAGAGGGGGGUUUAGCAGGAGAAUGGCAGCCUGGAGGAGACCCCUGCUGGUGAGAGGCCCGCUGGGGAUCGUGACGCCUAUGGAGCUCGCCUUCCUCCUCAUGCUCCUGGCGCUCCUCGUCUGGUUCUACAGCGCCUACGUCACCGCCGAGUUCGCGAAGAUCCGCAUCAAGUUACCAGGCGAGAAACUGUGGCAGGCGAGGCUGGAGAAAGCGGCUCGUCGGCUUGGCACCACCGGGAGCUUGUGCGUCGCGCUCCUGUUCCUCCCCGUCGCGCGAGGCUCGGCUCUCUUGCCGCUCGUCGGCCUCACGUCGGAGGCCAGCGUCAAGUACCACGUCUGGCUGGGCAAUCUCGCCAUGGUCAUCUUCACCGCUCAUGGACUCUGCUACAUCACUUUCUGGGCAUCCACCGAUCAAAUCGACGAGAUGCUGAAAUGGGCGAAAACGAGGAUGGCGAACGUCGCCGGGGAGCUGACGCUGCUGUGCGGCCUCGCGAUGUGGGCGACGGCGCUGCCGCGCGUCCGCCGCCGGAUGUUCGAGCUCUUCUACUACGCGCACCACCUCUAUGUCCCCUUCAUCCUGUUCUGCGCGCUCCACGUCGGCGUCACCGCGUUCUGCUUCAUCCUGCCCGGCGUCUUCGUCUUCGCCGUCGACCGGUGCCUCCGGUUCCUGCAGUCGCGCACCUGCGUCCGUCUCGUCUCCGCCCGCCUCCUGCCUUCCGAGGCCGUCGAGCUCAACUUCGCCAAAAGCCCCUGUCUGAGGUACAGUCCCACGAGCACGCUCUUCGUCAACGUGCCAAGCGUCUCGCGGCUCCAGUGGCACCCGUUCACGGUGACGUCGAGCAGCAGCCUCGAGCUCGACACGCUAAGCGUCGUCGUCACGAGCAGAGGAUCCUGGACGCAGAAGCUCUACGACACUGUGUCGUCUCUGCCCCCGUCGGGCGGUCACCUCGGCGUCUCCGUCGAGGGGCCGUACUGCGCGGCCGCCGCGUCCACGCGCUUCCUGGGGUACGACUCGCUGGUGAUGGUCAGCGGUGGCAGCGGCAUCACGCCCUUCAUCUCCGUCAUCCGCGAGCUCGUUCACCAGAGCGGCGCGGCGGAAACCGUGCAGGCGCCGAGGCUUCUCCUUGUCUGUGUCUUCAAGACGUCGGCCGAGCUGGACAUGCUGGACCUCCUCGUCCCGGUCACCGGCGGCCUGUCGGCCAUUUCCCGCCUCGACCUACGCAUCGAGGCCUUCGUCACGAGGGAAGGCGAGCCCUCUGCUGCGCGCAAGCAGCCCGGUCGGGAGGUCUGGUUCAAGCCGUGGCCGUCAGACGCCCCCGUCGCCCCGGUGCUCGGCUCCAGCGGCUGGCUCUGUCUCGGCGCCGUCGUGGCAUCUUCUUUUGCCGUCUUCCUCGUGCUAGUUGCCGCGCUGCAGAGGUUCUACAUCUACCCCAUUGACGGCGACACCAACCACGUGUACCCGUGGGCGGCGAGAACGAUGCUGAACCUGCUGUUCCUCGGCGCCAGCGUCGCCGGCGUGACCGGUGCUGCGUUCCUGUGGAAUAAACGGGGGAGCGCCGAUGAGGAGAUGAAGGUAAAGAGCGUGGACGGGCCGACGCCGGGGAUGCCGCCGGUGGCGUUGCUCCAUUGGGCAGGCGGCGUGGAGAGGGAGCUGGAGAGUUUGCCCGCGCAGCCUCUUGUGAAGGCUACCAACGUGCACUUCGGCCACCGUCCGGAUCUCAAACGGAUGUUGCUGGGGAUUGAGGGCGAAAAUGUUGGGGUGAUGGCGAGCGGACCGCAAGGGAUGCUUGAGGAGGUCGCCACUAUCUGCUCGUCUGGUCCACCAAGCAAUCUGCAUUUCCAGUGCAUAAGCUUCACUUGGUGAAUAACGCAAAACCAGUCUGCGCAAUGAUGCAAUAACAACUUGCUAGGGGCAUGAUGCUCCCGAUUGAAUAGUAAGAAUUUA
This is a messenger RNA of Lolium rigidum, 2368 nucleotides long. Its product is annotated as ferric reduction oxidase 2-like. Gene Ontology annotation, molecular function: oxidoreductase activity. The transcript is spliced from 7 exons. Gene Ontology annotation, cellular component: plasma membrane. Bases 125 to 2287 code for a protein of 720 amino acids. NCBI's taxonomy places the organism in Eukaryota, Viridiplantae, Streptophyta, Magnoliopsida, Poales, Poaceae. The record is from RefSeq and is a predicted model, not a curated record.